Molecule: messenger RNA, 750 nt
Organism: Entamoeba invadens IP1
Lineage: Eukaryota; Evosea; Mastigamoebida; Endamoebidae
Exons: 1
Coding region: 1-750 (249 amino acids)
Source: RefSeq, a predicted model, not a curated record
AUGAACCAGGGACUUAGUCAGCUCACGGGCGUCACUAUUGUCAACUACGGCACGAUUAAUAUGUGCAUGCCCCCAACUCUACAGGUACCAUACACAAUCAACAAACCACUUCCAAAACCAAAACCAAUCGAAGACGCUCCCGAGGGCGGUGUGAAGAGAAAGAAACCCAUCUCGAAGAAAGAUCACGCACAACAUGUUGUGGAGACAAAAGACAUUAUCGAAAAGAACAAAGAAACUUUACAGAAGUGGACUGGGAAAAGCGAGUUCUCUCUCAUUUACGACUCCGAUGUCGACGGGUUAAACGCAUAUGGGAUCAAUCGGUGCGUCUGUGAAAAACGAAAUGUGAUGAUCAUCGUCAUCACGUAUAACAAGUACGUCUUUGGUUCGUUCACAUCGCUUCCAAUACCAACAUCGCAAAAACAAGACGAGUGGGUCAAAGACGACAAAAAGCAUUUCGCCUUCACUUUGGUCAACCCGUCAAAGACAGAGCCAAUGAAGUUUGACCACGUCCCCACAGUGAAGGACAGUCUUGUCAUCAGCCCAAGUAACUCCAAAAAGUGGGUUGUUGCUGUCCUUGCCUUUUUUGGUAUCAAACAGGACGACUCUUCAUACAUCGCCGCCGAAUUCACGGACACAUACCAAGUCCCCACAGGGAUCACCUCGGACUUGUUUGUCGGCUCGCACCAUCCCGACACAUUCCCAGUCACGAAGGUUGUUGCUCUUAAAUGGAGCAACAAGAAAGCGAAAUAA